Molecule: messenger RNA, 463 nt
Organism: Galeopterus variegatus (Sunda flying lemur)
Lineage: Eukaryota; Metazoa; Chordata; Mammalia; Dermoptera; Cynocephalidae
Product: histone H2A type 1
Exons: 2
Coding region: 1-447 (148 amino acids)
Cellular component (GO): nucleosome
Molecular function (GO): structural constituent of chromatin; protein heterodimerization activity; DNA binding
Source: RefSeq, a predicted model, not a curated record
AUGUCUGGACGUGGCAAGCAGGGCGGCAAAGCACGGGCUAAGGCCAAGACCCGCUCUUCCCGGGCAGGACUACAAUUCCCCGUGGGCCGUGUGCACCGCCUGCUCCGCAAGGGCAACUACGCCGAGCGGGUGGGAGCCGGCGCGCCGGUGUACCUGGCGGCGGUGCUGGAGUAUCUGACCGCCGAGAUCCUUGAGCUGGCGGGCAACGCGGCCCGCGACAACAAGAAGACGCGCAUCAUCCCGCGCCACCUGCAGCUGGCCAUCCGCAACGACGAGGAGCUCAACAAGCUGCUGGGUAAAGUCACCAUCGCGCAGGGCGGCGUCCUGCCCAACAUCCAGGCCGUGCUGCUGCCCAAGAAGACCGAGAGUCACCACAAAGCCAAGGGCAAAAGAGGAAACCAGAGCACCGGAGACGCGGCAUCUUCCUCCAGAUUCCAUCACUUGUAAGUGGUGGAGCCAGAAU